Messenger RNA from Tachysurus fulvidraco (yellow catfish), 3159 nucleotides. RefSeq names its product gastrula zinc finger protein XlCGF49.1-like. Lineage: Eukaryota; Metazoa; Chordata; Actinopteri; Siluriformes; Bagridae. The transcript has 2 exons. Gene Ontology annotation, molecular function: DNA-binding transcription factor activity; RNA polymerase II cis-regulatory region sequence-specific DNA binding. Gene Ontology annotation, biological process: regulation of transcription by RNA polymerase II. The record is from RefSeq and is a predicted model, not a curated record. The coding region runs from base 52 to 822 and encodes 256 amino acids.
GUCCAAGAAAAGGAAGAAGAAGAAUAUUUUGCAGAAGUCAGAGCUGCCAGUAUGAUGAUGUCAGAAGAGAUUAAACACGAGAACGUACCAGUGAGGAUCUCCAGCGGUCCAGAGAUACAGCACGUCGAUGAGGCGUGGAGGGAAAUGGAGCCGGAUGUGUAUCGGUGCUCCCGGUGUGGGAAGAGCUUUAGCGAUCUGGGAAUAUUGGAUACGCACUGCUGCGUUGACGCAGGAGAGAAACCGUAUUACUGCUCCGAGUGCGGCAAGAGAUUUCUCGAGCGCCGACACCUGGAGCGACACCAGCGAAUCCACACGGGAGAGAAACCGUAUCGCUGCUCGCACUGUGGGAAGAGUUUCACCCGAGAAGACACUCUGCAGCAACACCAGCGCCUUCACACCGGAGAGAAGCCGUAUCGCUGUUCGGAGUGCGGGAAUAGUUUUACACAGCAAAGUACUUUCCAGUUACACCAGCGCGUUCACACGGGAGUGAAGCCCUACGCGUGCCUGCAGUGCGGGAAGAGUUUCAGGCGGCAGGACACGCUCCAGCAGCAUCAGCGCAUUCACACUGGCGAGAAGCCCUACCACUGUUCUGAGUGCGGGAAGAGUUUCAGACAGCAGAGUCAUCUGCAGUUGCAUCAGCGCAUUCACACUGGAGAAAAACCUUAUCGGUGUUUGUAUUGUCCGAAGAGCUUUAGCGAUAGUCGGAAUCUGAAGACGCACCAUCACGUACACACUGGAGAGAAACCGUAUCAUUGUUCACAUUGUGGACUGAGCUUCACUUAUUCCAGCGUCUAUAAGACACACAAGUGUGUUACGGCAUAGGCGUCGCACUUAAAUCUGUCAAGUCAAGAAGUGUAGCUAUUACUGUAUUUCACAAGUUUUGCCUUUCAUAUCACACUUGUGCUGAGCCUCAAUGCAUGUUGAUGAGGUAAGACACAGCAAAGCCCAGUUUAAUGGUCUGGUGUGGGUAAAAAAAAGAGGAUUACUAUGUAAACACAUACACAGCAUGUCCAAAAUUGUGUGCACACUUGCCAUCAAACUCCAGGAGUUUAGUUAAUUUUCUUCAAGCAAUGAAUACAGUACCCUCUUCCUUGCUUGGAGAUGAGUACAGUACUCUUUUGCUCAUAGUAUUGUUCAGUAUUGUUCUCUUCUUCAUGAGAGAGAGUGUACUGUACUCCUUAACAGGUGGAGGACCUGACGACCAGUAUUGUGUGAGUUAAUCCUUUUGCCCUUAAUCUCUAGGGUUCACUAAAAAUUAAUUUUGGUGCAGGGUUGUAAAUCCUGCCUAGGGCUUCCUAGCUCAAGUUGGCACUUCAUCCUGCCUGCAUGUCCUGUCCUUAGAUAGUAGAGCAUCUUCUCAUAUUAUUAAGAACUUCUUGCUUUUGGUGCACCACUAUGGUCAAAAACAUUGAACCUAAACUAGCAACCACCGUAAACACACUGUCCUACUGCACUGUGAUAGUAUGGUUGCGAUGUAAGUGAUCUUACCUGCCCCCUUUUUCGGACGCAAAAACAUUCUAGUCCCAAUGGACUGCAAAUUUCUCCUCCCACUCAUCUUGGUAUGCCUCUAUUCCACGAGUUUGUGGUUUAGCCUCACUGUAAUCAACCUUGUCAGACAAAUUUGUUGUCAUAUUUUUUGUGGUGAAUCCUCGCCACGAUGAUAGUGUAGUUAGUAGUAGCUGACAUGUACACGUGCCUGCUGUCGUUCAUUUGCAUCUGGCCAUCUGAUUGGUUCUGUCUCGAACAGGAGCCAAUUAGCAUCGCUGUAACUGCCAGGUGUGAUUUUCUUCUUCGUAAAAACUUUGCCAUGAUUUGGGUUUUUCUGUCGCUUCCUGACUUCUGAAUAAAUUAUGCACUGGAAAUCUGUACACAGACGUACAGGAACAGUUUUAGAAGCGUCCUCUAACAAUGUUGCGGUGUUGGGCAGGGCGUAAUCGAACAACCAUGAAAAAUAUAGAAACUUGUGGUACUCUUUCUAUAGUACAAAAUCACUUCGUAUUUUAAAUUCUGCAUAAGUUUUUAUGCUUCGUACUUCGUACAAAAUCUCACAAUUACGCAUGUUAUCUAAACCCCUGGACUCGCAUGUGCUACGUCGAACAUCCUAAUUCCACAUUUAUUUCCUAUAACUUAUAACUCCUAUAAUACUCCACAAGAUGUUCUUCCAUUUCCUUGACCUCCACACCAUGUCUUCACUGAGCUGUGUGCUUUGUGCACAGGAACAUUGUCAUGCUGGAACAGUGUUUGCUUGUGUGCACUUUCUCACCUUAGUCUCAGACGUCACGCCCACAAACCUUCGACUGAACCGAAUGGUACACGAAUACGACACGGAAAACUUCAGGAGCCGUUGUCGGAUUUUUGGAUUUCCGAGAGACAGACUGCCUUGAAACAAACUUCCCUCGACUUCUCUCAUGGAAGAAGAAAGCUGUCUUGUACAGAACUGACAAUAAACGCUCAUGAGGGUCAGAUAAACACUGGCUUUUCCAAAUGAUGUGAAUUCACAGACUCAUUACUUUGCACGACUUUCUCAAACGAACAAUCUACGGUUGCUCGCCGGUCUGUUGGUCUGUUUUUAAAGAGACUUUACAUUUUUACACCCUUAAACAUGACACUGAACAAAACAAACUGUGAUUGGUUACUUUAUAUCAGUCAGGAGCCUUUGGUCUGAAGGUCUAUUUUCACCCCAAUGCUGUUAAUGCAGCUUCACCUGCAAAUACACGCCCCUUAUAUAAGAAACCAAAUGGAGCUCAAACCAACUGGUUUAAUAUUAUUGUGAAUGUGUCACGGUGGAGAGCCGAACUCUUAGUCCCUCAGAUACUUUAAAUGAGAGCAACAAUGAAAGAGGAGUAAAAAAAAAAAGAAAAAAUUUUUUUUUUAUUUUGUCAGAUGACAAACAUCUGUGAUUUUUGGUACAGCUUAGAUACAGAAAUCCAAAACAAAAUCCUUCACAACUGGAAGUGAUUACAUUGAAGAAAUUGCCACAGGGAGUCAUUUAGCUGUCAUUUGCCAUAGCCCUAACUCCCCAAAGAUCUAGUAGACCAGGGGUGUCAAACUGGGACAAAAUAUAAAACUGAGAUAAAGUCACGGGCAAAACUGAUUAUUUAUUGAAAAAUGAACUGCAAUUAACUGAUAUGUAAUGUUCAACCUUUUUCAUAUGGAAAC